This is a messenger RNA of Anarrhichthys ocellatus (wolf-eel), 3074 nucleotides long. RefSeq names its product ER lipid raft associated 2 (gene erlin2). Gene Ontology annotation, biological process: SREBP signaling pathway. Gene Ontology annotation, molecular function: ubiquitin protein ligase binding; cholesterol binding. The record is from RefSeq and is a predicted model, not a curated record. Lineage: Eukaryota; Metazoa; Chordata; Actinopteri; Perciformes; Anarhichadidae. Gene Ontology annotation, cellular component: endoplasmic reticulum membrane; endoplasmic reticulum. Bases 105 to 1103 code for a protein of 332 amino acids. The transcript is spliced from 12 exons.
CUAAGGAAGAAGAAGAAGAAGAAGCUAGCAGGUGCCUGCUUCGUAUCUGUUGCUAGUGUCCUCUCAGGAUAAAUUACAGCUGUCUUCCUCUUCUGCCUGCCAGGAUGGCACAGUGGGGUGCAGUGUUCUCGAUAAUUGCUGCUCUCGGAGGAGCGGCUCUCUUAGGCUCUGUGCACAAGAUCGAUGAGGGACACACUGGUGUUUACUACAGAGGAGGGGCUCUCCUGACCACCACCAGCGGCCCUGGUUUCCAUCUCAUGCUUCCAUUCAUCACCACCUACAAGUCUGUCCAGACGACGUUGCAGACAGAUGAGGUGAAGAAUGUACCGUGUGGCACAGGUGGAGGAGUGAUGAUUUACUUUGACCGUAUAGAAGUGGUGAACUUCCUCGUCCCAUCAGCAGUGUACGACAUAGUGAGGAACUUCACGGCAGACUACGACAAAGCUUUGAUAUUUAACAAAGUUCACCAUGAGCUCAACCAGUUCUGCAGUGUCCACUCACUGCAGGAGGUCUACAUCGGCUUGUUUGACCAAAUCGACGAAAACUUGAAGUUGACUCUACAAGAGGACCUAACAUCCAUGGCUCCUGGACUCAUCAUACAGGCAGUCCGUGUCACAAAGCCCAAUAUCCCAGAGAGCAUUCGCAGGAACUACGAGCUAAUGGAGAGCGAGAAGACGAAACUGCUGAUCUCUCAACAGACACAGAAGGUUGUGGAGAAGGAGGCAGAAACGGAAAGGAUCAAAGCUAUCAUAGAGGCUGAGAAAGUGGCACAAGUGUCUGAGAUCAAGUUUGGACAGAAAGUCAUGGAGAAGGAAACGGAGAAAAAGAUCUCUGAAAUCGAAGACAGCGGUUACUUGGCCCGGCAGAAAGCCAAGGCAGAUGCAGAGUUUUACACGUCAAAGAGGGCUGCCGAGGCCAAUAAGCUGAAGUUAACACCAGAGUACCUGCAGCUAAUGAAGUACAAGGCCAUCGCAUCCAACAACAAAAUCUACUUCGGGAAUGAAAUUCCCCAGAUGUUUGUGGACUCUGGCUCUGCAGGGAGCUCGAUCAAGGCCUCUGCAGCCAAGGACAUCGUUGCUGAGCAGAUCCUGGACCUGGACUAGUGAGGGACCGCCCAGACUGAGUGGAAGGACUGUCUGCUGGAGGGCAGGCGCCCGGCCCACAGGCUGGCUGGCAACUUAUCCCUCUGACUCGAAGAGGCUCUGCUGACCUGGGUCUGUAUUUCUCAAACACUUCAGAAUAACUGCUAUAAAUCACACUGUUAGUAUGACUACCAUGUCAUAUUCUCCAACCUCAGAGCAGAGGAGUUCAUUUCAGAGGCUUCCUAAGCUUCUACUUUCAUUCUGAUAGAGAAUGAGAUUGUCUAGACGGACUAUUAAAUUAUGUGAAAGAGAAACUAAAUAAAAUGGCAUCAUCCGUGGGUGUAUAAUUGGCUACUUUUAAAACCGUCAUUUAGCCGAAACCACCAUGUUAAGCAACUCACCCUCCUGCUGCUCAGCUCCGCGUAUCAACUGUGCCCAGUUCAUUUAGCCACAACAUCAAGGAUCACAAAUCCAUUACUACCUAUGUGUUCAUACUGUGUUAGCCAUUCACAAGCCUGUGUUCUCAUUGAGCAUUUGAGUUGGUUGAAAAAUUGGGUUUUAAAUAUUCACUUAAAAUGGCUAAACGUCUGAGGCUAAAGCUGCAUGUUACAGGCAAAAAGUCAUCGGUUUAUGACUCAUGCAGAAGACGUGAAGCUUGUCGGGGACGGGCUUCUUUUUUCUCUGUAACCUCACAAAGGAAUGUAGUUGGUCAGUGGUGCUAUGCUAAUUAUUUGCCUUGAAAGUAAUGCUACUGUAGGUGGUAAACUAGUUAGCUGGAUAUGCUAACAGAUGGUGCAGAUCAACACAAAGAUGAAUACAUUUCUUGUGUUUUUGGUUUUGAAAAAGGUGAUGCAGAAGUUUUACCAAACUUUUUAAAAGUGUCAUAUCACUCUUUCUGCAACCCAAAGCACACUAUUAAAGGACCGUCGCUGUUUAAUGGCGGGAUUUUGCUAACGCUCAAUGGCAACAAUGUUUUGUGAAUGAAGCCGUUGCGUCCCAAUAAAAAUAAACCUUUUAACCCGCUACAUGCCUCCACUACACUCUCACAUGUCUGGGUGGGAAAGCUCUGCAGCUCCGCUACAUCCAACAGAACAAGGAACGACUUAAAGAGAUCAAGAAAGUUAUUUAAAUGCUGAUGCUGCUGUAAAUUAGGACCAAAUAUGUGUCGCUCUGAGGACGUUGGAAUGUGAUUUCUUAUUCUGAGUGCUUGAAAAAUACGGGCCCCGACUGUAGACCAAACACAGGGAUGAUGAAUGUACUGUGUCGUAGCUGCUGCCUUUUAGAUUUUAAUAGCAUCACUCGAUUUGUUUUUUGUUUUACUUUUCUGUAAAAAAAUAAAAAAAUCUUUUGUGCACAGGGUUGUUGAAUUUAAAUUGAAUUCGUGCAACUGUUCGAAGUUGUACCACAUGUGCAGUACAUGUAUGUAGCACGUUGGAGAGACUAUAUUUGUGCAUCUGUUUGUUUGGUUCUUAAUGUCUAUUGUGCAGUUUUAUUCCAAACAGGGCCCACUCUGAGAAGUGUGUGUUGGGUUAUGACACGAGCAGCGUUUGUACUCCGGUAUACUCUUAUAUAAAGUCUGUGAUACAGACAUGUGGCCACAUGUCUUCUCAAUGGGCAGUUUUCAGCUAUGUUGGAUGAUUUAACAUAACCACUUCAUGAAUGGUGACAGAAUAUACACAGUAGUGAAUUGGCUUUGAGCCUUUGACAACAUGACCCACUGAAGUAAUCAUAGGAACUGAACUGUACAGAUUAACACUGAAGGACUCGCUGUAGAAAUACUACCGACCUCGUGUGUCACCAUUGUCUGUCGGGGUCCAAGUCAACAGUCUUGACUUGAUCAGGACCAAAAACCAAACUUCACUUAAUGUUUGAUCUCGUGUGUUCUCUGUCUUAGAAUACUAAAGAAAUGCGUCGUCUAAAUACUAAGUUUGUUUCUCAGCAUUUGGCAAUUUUGUUUGUGGGAUUAUUUCAACUGAGUGAUGUGGUGUUCAA